Molecule: messenger RNA, 365 nt
Organism: Ambispora gerdemannii
Lineage: Eukaryota; Fungi; Glomeromycota; Glomeromycetes; Archaeosporales; Ambisporaceae
Source: the annotation of a GenBank genome assembly
GUCGAAUUGAUUUCCAACAAGAAGUCGGUUGCAUUGUGAUUGCCCAAGGAAUUUUAUCUACAGUUCAUUACCCCGAUGCGACCGGUUAUGAUACUCUUCUUACACACUACAAGAUCCAUAUUACCAACACCUCUGAUCAUGCUGAACCUUCCUUCCUCAAUCUAGAAGAGCAUAUCACUACACCUUCCGAUCCAAACAGAGUUAAUGAGCCUUUUUCCAACACAUUACCUGGAAGUCUUUUUCCCGCCGAUUUUUUCACGGUCACAAAAACAUACUAUUGCGUAGUGUUCCACGAUCCUACAAAUACAAAAAGAGAUGAAGGACAUCACCUUGGAUCUACUUUGGUCACUGACCCUAACGAAUAA